AUGUACCAGAGCCUGGCGCUGGCCCCGAACCCCAGUCAGACCGCCUACGGGGACUCAGGCGCCUUUCUGCACACGCCGGGCGCCGGCUCCCCGGUGUUCGUGCCGCCCGCGCGGGUCCCCUCCAUGCUGCCCUACCUGCCGGCGUGCGAACCGGGACCGCAGGCUCCCGCAAUCACGGCGCACCCCAGCUGGGCGCAGGCAGCUGCGGCAGACUCGUCAGCGUUUGGCUCCGGCAGCCCCCACCCACCGGCCGCUCCGCCGCCGGGGACCACUGCCUUCCCCUUUGCGCACAGUUCCCCGGGACCCGGAGGCGGCACUGGGACCCGGGACAGCGGCGCCUUUCAGGGCGCGAUGCUGGCUCGGGAGCAGUACCCAGCGGCGCUUGGGAGGCCCGUGAGUUCCUCAUACCCCACAGCCUACCCUGCCUACAUGAGCGCGGAAGUGGCACCGUCCUGGACUUCUGGACCCCUGGACGGCAGCGUCCUGCACAGCUUACAGGGCCUCCCGGCUGGCCUCCCUGGCCGCAGGGCCACCUUCGCUGAGCUCCUGGAGGAGUUCCCGGGCGAGGGGCGUGAGUGCGUCAACUGCGGGGCCCUGUCCACGCCGCUGUGGCGCCGCGACGGCACCGGCCACUACCUGUGCAACGCCUGCGGCCUCUACCACAAGAUGAACGGUGUCAACCGGCCCCUCGUGCGGCCGCAGAAGCGCCUGUCCUCAUCCCGCCGGGCUGGCCUCUGCUGCACCAACUGCCACACCACCACCACUACCCUCUGGCGGCGCAACGCAGACGGCGAGCCAGUGUGCAACGCCUGCGGGCUCUACAUGAAGCUGCACGGGGUACCACGGCCCCUGGCAAUGAAGAAAGAGAGCAUCCAGACACGGAAACGGAAGCCGAAGAACAUUGUCAAGACCAAGGGCUCCUCAGGGUCUGCAGGGCACACCACAGCCUCCCCACCAGCCUCUGUCCCUGACCCAGAGGUUUCAGCAGCCACUUUGAAGCCCGAGCCCAGCCUGGCAUCCCCGUCAUGCCCCGGGCCCAGUGUCACCUCCCAGGGCUCUGCACACGUGGAUGACCCCCUGGCCCCCAGCCACUUGGAGUUCAAGUUCGAGCCUGAGGACUUUGCUUUGCCUUCUGCAGCCCUGGGCCAGCAGGCUGGCCUUGGCGGGGCCCUGCGCCAGGAGGCCUGGUGUGCACUGGCCUUAGCCUAG
Molecule: messenger RNA, 1209 nt
Organism: Rangifer tarandus platyrhynchus (Svalbard reindeer)
Lineage: Eukaryota; Metazoa; Chordata; Mammalia; Artiodactyla; Cervidae
Source: the annotation of a GenBank genome assembly